AUGAUUCGUUCCUAUAAUCGAUAUCCCAAUAGGGCAUCAAGUGGUUCCUAUCGAUAUUCACAAGCACAAAAUAAUGCUCGACGAUAUCCUAGGCCACAGUUCUCCAACCGGCAAAUGAUGUACCGUCCAAUGAAUUAUGCAUCGGCGCCGCCAGGUCAACGCCCUGGCUUCUUCGGCGCAAUUCUUGCUGCAUUAUUCGGCCUCAAUAGUAGUCGACCAGUUGCGAGACCACCAUAUAAUAAUUAUAAUGCGGGUAGAGGAGUAUCGCCAGGCAAUAUCGGUGGUGGUGGCGCAGGAUACGGCGGACCUGCAGGAUGUGGUGGACCUGCAGGAUGUGGUGGACCUGCAGGAUGUGGUGGACCUGCAGGAUGCGGUGGCGGCGGUGGUGGAUGUGGUGGUGGAGGCGGUGGCGGUGGUGGAUGUGGUGGUGGUGGUGGAGGCGGUGGCGGUGGCGGUGGUGGAUGUGGUGGUGGCGGCGGCGGUGGCGGUGGUGGAUGUGGUGGCGGUGGCGGUGGCGGUGGUGGAUGUGGUGGCGGCGGCGGUGGCGGUGGUGGAUGUGGUGGCGGCGGCGGUGGCGGCUAA
Adineta ricciae is the source of this 582-nucleotide messenger RNA. The record is from the annotation of a GenBank genome assembly. NCBI's taxonomy places the organism in Eukaryota, Metazoa, Rotifera, Eurotatoria, Adinetida, Adinetidae.